AUGUCAGCAUUGAGGCUGGCGAAUUUACCGGCGCUGCGGAAGCAGCAGCUUCUCUCUGAAUUCACUGGCUUGAAGCAGGCCUGCCCUUCUGGCGUCUUUGUAACAUUAACACCGGAUGACUCGACCGUGUGGUCUGCCGUCUUGUUCGUCCGCGACGGUAAUACGACCUCGUUCCACGGCAUGAGGGAACUGAGUGCGCUAACAAUUGCAGGACCUUACGCUCCCGCCAUCCUCAGAUUCCAAAUUUUGUUCCCCGAUUCCUACCCAAAACGAGCCCCCAUGAUUAUUUUUGCGACCGACAUAUUUCACCCCCUCAUCACGCCUCUUACGACAUAUAUGUACACUACCGAUAUACAAGAGAAUGGAACCGUGAGCGCGACCGACGACGAACGACUGCCGCCAGGAGGCUUUAGCCUGCGGCAUGGAUUCCCGGAAUGGUUCGGCAGGGUGCGCCGCAGCGCCGAGGCCAAUCUCUCCGCGCCAACAAGUCCCAUAAUCGAGCAGACUCACAUGUUUACGAGUCCAGACCCUGGUGCUGCUGGCGGCGCCGGCCCCUCCUACAUGCAGACCAACCGAGCUGUCGUGUCCAUAUACCAGAUUCUCAAAUACAUAAAGAGCACAUUCGACAAGCCAGAGGUCCUGGACGCGGUUCCCCUGGAUGCCGCCGGAAACCCCGGUGCGUGGCACGCGUGGAGGACGCAUCGGCGGAAGCAGCAGGCAAAGCAGGGCGAGGCCGAGAAGCAAGGCCGCGACGGCGGCCCUGCGACGCCCAGCCCCAAGAAGCCGGCGGGCGACAAGAAACCCGUCAGCCAAGCUGUCCCCAGGAAGCCUGGCGAGUGGAACUGGGACGGUGUUUGGGAGGACAGGGUGAAGAAAGGUGUCGCGACAAAUCUGUCGGAGCCUGUUCUUUACGGCGGCACCACAUUAAAUGAUGAACUGGCAAGUUUUGCUUCCUUGCAGCUGAGCCUCCUAAUGGUUUCGUUUGGCUAA
This is a messenger RNA of Beauveria bassiana ARSEF 2860, 990 nucleotides long. RefSeq names its product ubiquitin-conjugating enzyme. NCBI's taxonomy places the organism in Eukaryota, Fungi, Ascomycota, Sordariomycetes, Hypocreales, Cordycipitaceae. The coding region runs from base 1 to 990 and encodes 329 amino acids. The transcript is spliced from 2 exons. The record is from RefSeq and is a predicted model, not a curated record.